AUGAAGAGUAGAUUUCUGAUUCUUUGUCUGAUGGUCUGUCUUAUUAUGGCUCGGAUGGGAGCUGCCAAUGUCGUGCUAAUGGGGAAUAAUCUGACCGUGUCCUUCGAUGACAUUGAGGCGAGCUUUUCUCCAGGAGUGAAAGGGUCUGGAGUCAGUGGAGUAGUUUAUGCUUCUGAACCUUUGAAUGCCUGCAGCCCAUUAACAAUCAAAGCAGUCAAUGGCCCUCCAUCUCCCUUUGCGUUAAUUAUAAGAGGCGGGUGCGCAUUUGAUGAGAAAGUAAAAAAUGCACAGGAUGCUGGAUUCAAAGCUGCAAUCGUCUAUGACAAUGAAAAUAGUGGGGUCCUGGUUUCAAUGGCUGGAAGCUCAAGUGGCAUUCAUAUAUAUGCUGUGUUCGUUUCAAAGGCCUCGGGAGAGGUGUUGAAGAAAUUUUCAGGCCAUGCGGAUGUAGAGGCGUGGAUACUACCUACAUUCGAAAACUCGGCCUGGUCGAUCAUGGCAAUCUCACUCAUAUCGCUAAUUGCCAUGUCUGCUGUACUAGCUACGUGUUUCUUUGUGAGAAGGCAUCGAAUAAGGAGGGAUCACCCUAGAAUCCCAGAAGAUCGAGAAUUCCAUGGAAUGAGCAGUCAUUUAGUUAAGGCUAUUCCAAGUCUUGUUUUUACAAAAGUGCAAGAAGAUAACUGCACAUCAUCAAUGUGUGCCAUUUGCUUGGAAGACUACAAUGUCGGAGAAAAGCUAAGAGUACUACCUUGCCGUCAUAAGUUCCAUGCAGCUUGUGUGGACUUGUGGCUGACUUCUUGGAGAACAUUCUGUCCUAUAUGCAAGAGAGAUGCAAGGAGUGGAGCAUCAGAACUUCCUGCCACAGAGGCUACCCCUUUACUUUCUUCUGCUGCUCGGUUACCUUCUCGGCCAUCUUCAUUCCGGUCGAGUGUGGCAGCAUCCCCUCCAAGGCCAAUAAGCCGGCAUCCUUCAUCGCACUCGGUUUCUCGUGCUUACUCUGUUUCUAGUACCCCCAAUUCUCCCAACCCCUUUAGAUCUCACAUAAGCUCACCUGGCAUCCGUGCAAGCAGAAGCAUCGCAGACCUUCCAAAUAUGUCAUCUCCCCAUCCUCGCAUCUCACAUUUGUCGUUGUCGACGCACUCCCUGGUUGGCAGCCACUUGUCUCCACCAGUCAGUAUAAGGUAUCCGUCGCCCCAUGUGGCCCAUUCAGGGUAUGGAUCACCCAGUCCACAUGUGAGUUCAUCCUACAUCUCCAAUCCUGGGUAUGGUUCUUCAAGCUACUGCUAUCUGGGAGGCUCCAGCCAGCAUGGGACGUACCUAAGGCGAAGCGGAGAAUCGGGGCCAAGCCUGUGUACCAUGGUCCCUCGAUCGCCGCAGCAGUCGCAGUGGGAGGCGAAUGUAGCGGCAGGUGCAUCAUCAGCAAAGUCCCUGCGGCAGUCCUACCUGAGACACUGUGACGAUUCAGAUGCCAGUUUGUCUGACAUGACGUCAGCCCAGUCGUUGCCGGGGUGCUGA
Messenger RNA from Miscanthus lutarioriparius, 1512 nucleotides. NCBI's taxonomy places the organism in Eukaryota, Viridiplantae, Streptophyta, Magnoliopsida, Poales, Poaceae. The record is from the annotation of a GenBank genome assembly.